AUGGAAUCUAUUAAUGGGGGUGCAGGUUCAGAAUUCAAUCCACUUUUAAUUCAGCUUGCAUUUCUAUGUACAACAGUGGGUUGUUGCAUUUCGUUUUUCUCUGUUUGGCUACAUUGGAAGAAUUAUAGAAAACCUAACCAACAAAGACAGGUUAUUCGUAUAUUAUGGAUGGUUCCUAUUUAUGGUAUCAGUACAUACAUAUCACUUGUUUCCUUGAAUGUAGCAUUCUAUGUCGACACUUUUCGAGAUAUCUAUGAAGCCUUUGUGAUUUAUGCAUUUUUCAAUCUUUUACUCAACAAACUAGGCGGAGAAAGAGCUCUGAUCGUCAUGCUUCACUCCCGCCCGCCUUCACAAAACUUCUUUCCGGGCACACUCUACUCACGAGAGAUAUUCGUGGGUGAUCCUUAUACCUUUCUUUUUGUCAAGCGUGGUAUUCUUCAAUUUGUCUAUGUGAAGCCGGUCUUGGCGGUAAUUACAAUGGCUUUGAAGGCAACCAAUCACUAUGUUGAGGGUGAUUUUAGCUUGAAGAGUUCUUACUUUUACAUCACAUUCAUAUACAACUUGAGUGUCUCUUUCUGUCUAUGGUGUUUGAUGGUCUUCUUUUAUGCAACUAAAAAGGAUUUAACAAGAUUUAGACCACUUCCCAAGUUCUUGUGUGUCAAGGCUAUUAUUUUCUUUUCAUUCUGGCAAAGUGUCGUUGUGGCAUUACUUGUUUUUGCAGGAAUCAUACCAGAAGGUUUGCUUUUAUUAAAGGUGUAUACGUUAGCUAAUAUUCUCUUAUUCAUAGCUGAGCAUAUGUCCGUAGCCAUUCAAGAUUUCCUUGUAUGUAUCGAAAUGGUCCCCUUUGCUAUUGCUCAUUCUUUCUCGUUUUCGUACGAAGACUACUUUGAUAGCAGUGUGCAUUCAGCACGUAUGCCGAUUCGUAUUGCCAUCAAGGAUUCAUUGGGACUUAAAGAUGUCUAUAUGGAUACUGUCCUCACUUUACGUGGUUCAGGAUUUAGUUACAGGUCGUUUGAACCAUCUGAAGGUGUGCCACAUAUGGGUAGCAGUCGUACCUCUCGCAUUAUGGCUGGCCUGAGAUACUCCAAUAUCACAUCAAAAAAGCAUUGGAUUGAACCUGCACCUACCUCUAAAUACAUUACCUCUGGGCCGGGCGAGGCUAUGCUUGAAGAGGAAUCUGAACCCUUGGCAUUUGAGGAGCCUGAAGGAGAUAUGGAGGCUCUUUAUGAAUCCAGUCGUCGCAUGGAGUUUGGUGAUUAUAACUAUCCUGUCAUCGAC
This is a messenger RNA of Rhizopus microsporus ATCC 52813, 1278 nucleotides long. Its product is annotated as DUF300-domain-containing protein. Lineage: Eukaryota; Fungi; Mucoromycota; Mucoromycetes; Mucorales; Rhizopodaceae. The record is from RefSeq and is a predicted model, not a curated record. Gene Ontology annotation, molecular function: transporter activity. Gene Ontology annotation, biological process: transport. The transcript has 4 exons. The annotation marks the transcript as partial.